UGAAUGCAGUUGCGGAAAGAGCGAUGCUAGCGCGAGUUAUUUUGUUUACGAGAUUAUAUCAGUAUCCGAGUAUUAUCCCAUGAUGCAACACGGUAGAAAUUAUCUAUAAAUGUACUUUUUAAUAUCUAAACGGCUGUCUGAUAUCACAAAAGUAGACGAUGUACCAAAUUCUGAAUUUACGUUCGUGCACAACCAAACGAAUGACACCAAAUAUUUAUGUUUCGUAGCAUUCCAGGCAUUGUAGGCAUAGUAGUUUCCUCGCGCUUGUGUUCUGCGCUCAGUAAAACAUGUUGCAAUUAGACCAUCGACCACAGGGUGGCAAAGUGUCAAACAACCCCCCAGAUACGGUUUCCACAGCCACACAGUCAAAAUGUGCUAUAUCGUAAAAAUGUUGGUCUUCAUUUAAGGUUAGGCAAAAGGUUAGCAGUGUGGUUAAGGUUAGGGUUAAGGUUACGUUUAAAAUCGAAUUUAAAGAAGGUAAUUUUAGAAAAAGGUGGGGUUUAGCCAUAAUUAUGACUUUGUGGAUGUGGAAUCUAGUGACGACCCCAGAUAUGGGGAAGAUGACCCAUACCCCGGUGGGUGAGACAAAGUAGCCUACUACUUCAUCCACAACAUGACAGAGUAGUAGGCUAAGCUACAGUAAUAGCAAGUGGGGAAAAAGUUUUUCUUAGCAGUAAGUGUUACAUGUAUUUAUGCAUAAGCCAUGCACAUCACUCACUUGAAGUUUUUGUAGGUAGGCCUAUAUAGCUAGGCUACAAGUAGGAUACACCUAAGUUGUUCACCACAUCCACCAAUGCAUUAGACUACGUACAACCAUUUGGCUAAUUGUUAUCAUGAAGAUUCAAGCUCCUUAUCCAGACUUAAUAGAUGAACACUUAAGUUCUCAACUAUCCAACCUUCAUCAGGUGGGUGCACUCAUUAGCCUAAGUAGCGUUUAUUUAUUUUUUACUCGCGAGAUGUUAUGAUUACGUAUUUGUACAAAAUAAUAACAAGGGGUUGCCUAUUUUUGUAAAAAAAUAUGUAUAUACUGUUUACAAUGUCAAAUACGUUUCUGUAUCAGUUUAAUUUUGUAUGAUUUAAAUUUGAUGAAUUAAAUAAGUUCAAUUGGUCAGGCGUUGCCGUUUAUUCAUUAAAGAUGGAAAUGUAUGACCUAUCCACUCUGCACCACUGUCCUUGCUUUUUAUCAUAAAGUAAAUUCAGACAAUUACUGAACAGAAGUUUGUUAAAAAAUGAUCAGGGAAAGUGGGCCAAUAAGCAACGUUGGGGACAGUUCCACAUGAAAACCCCUACUUAUAAUUGUCAGUCACUCAAUGCUGUUGCCAGCUAUAACUUUUGAAAAUGAUCGCACUGCAUCAGAGGCGUGAAUUUAGUGCCAGGUCAUGCGUACAAAACUCCAUUCCUGAAUUUGCAACUCGCCUCAAGAAGAUUCAUUUCUGAGUGCGUUGCCCAUUUGUGUGCUCAUUGUUAGCAGCAGCAAGCAGGCAGGGUGGCGUGUGCCUUCAUGAAAAGGCACUCAAAGAAACAUUACCACAAUAACUACAUUUGGAAACCGACGAAGGCAUUUACUAUUAUUUUCUCGCUAAAAUAGUGUUUUAUAUUCAUUUGAUAAUGUCGGUGGGCAUCGAGUCGGGAUUCUCAAGUGAGGAGGUUCUGAACGUUCGCUUCCCACUCCACCGGGCGUGCAGGGAUGGAGAUAUCGGUGCGUUGUGCUCACUUCUUCAGUGCACCUCAAACCCUGCGGACCUAGCGGUGGAGGACUCUUUCUACGGCUGGACACCCAUACAUUGGGCUGCUCAUUUCGGAAAGUUGGAGUGUGUGACGCGUCUGGUGCAGGUGGGCUGUGGGGUCAACUCGGUGACCACGAGGUUUGCUCAGACGCCCACUCACAUCGCUGCAUUUGGGGGCCACCCAGAGUGCCUGCUGUGGCUGCUGCAAGCUGGCGCUGACAUCAACAGACAGGACUAUGUUGGUGAGACUCCCAUCCAUAAGGCUGCCCGUGCAGACAGUCUGGACUGUGUCAACGCUCUCCUGAUUCAGGGGGCGAAAGCUGAUAUGAGGAACGCUAGUGGGCUGUCCGCUGCUGACCUGGCCCAUGCGCAGGGGUUUCGCGAGUGUGCCGAGAUACUAUCCAAUGCCCAGAACCUGCAGCGGUACCAGAACCUAACCCAGACCCAGCUUAAUGGCUUCGGUCUGAACGGUGCCGCCCAGAACGGAGGCCACUCCCACCCUCUCAUCCAAGGGCGGAGCCUCCUUAACGGGGCGCCAAAUAGAAAGAGGUUGUUUGAUAACAUGGAAGACACUCAAAUCAAGAAGGCCAGAACUGAAGGUCUGUGCCUGCCGCUGGGGAUGCUGAACGGGAAUGGGUCGGUCUGCGGUGUCGGAGAGGUACUGAUGGAGAGCAUGCACCAGGAGAGCAUGGAGUCAGCACCGUCGGCAGUGAGCUCAGGUGGGCCAGGACCCUUUGCGUUUGGGAUGAAUGGGUCUGCGCCGGUGCCAGACCUGGUGGACCAGGGGGGAGUGGAGGUGUCCACCCCGGCCCCUAAGGAGCAAGAGAUCUUCACUGUGGCAUCCAUGCAGAUCCCUUGUCGCUGCACUAACUCCUACGCCUACCUGUAGAGGCCUUAGAGAGUGUGUUGAGAAAGAGUGUUGACUCUCCUAGUGGUUGUAUCUUGGUAGGAUGUCCGUCAGGCCCUCUCUGGCCAUGUUUUCCCAUGGAUGGCACUACUUUUUUUGGCAUGGUAUUGUUGGGUUUUUGGCAUGGUAAUGUUAAACUCUUGCGGGAGCGGUUCUAAAAAUAUGGGUGUAAGUAACUGGUAUUGUACACAUUGCACAUACAUGUUAUGAAAAACAUUGCCUUGCUACCAUACUCAAUCACUAGAGAAACACAAGUUUUAUGUUUUGUUGUUUUACUGGUAGCUUUGAAUGAUCCACAAAAUUCUUCUUAAAUCAUCUCAAGUGUUUUUGGCAAAGCCCCUUAGGAUGAGUGAAUUCUGUUUUGCACAAUUAUCCUUCCACCGCCCUACAUUGCACAAUGUUAACUGUAAUAACGUUGUCAAAUGAUAAUCUACAUUUCUUUAAUGUAGAAACGCCAACACCUUGGGAACAAUGUACUGAAACAAGCCUCACUCAGUUUAUGGAGAAGAUUAGGGAGAAAGUUGACUUCAAGACUUUGAGGCUGCACUGACGUUUCCCUCUGCAUCAUGAAUAUGCAAUGACAGAAUUCUGACCUUUAUGAUGAUGAGUUAGACGUCCAGUGAUGUGUUUACUGAGUACUGUAUUUAGUGGUGCCAUUGUUGUGAUGCCGCUUCGACCAAUAAUGGUCAAAAGACAGAAUGUGUCCAUCUCGUGUCUGAAUGAAGAGACAACUAGAGAAUGUUCCUGCCCUCAGAGUAAUAAGAUAAACAUAUUUUAUGUUUUAUUUGUUAACUAUAAAGCUUUUUUGUUGUUUUUUAUACAAGAACUCUUAUGCCAAAGCAUAUCUUUACAUGUAUGUAUAAAUUACAUAAAGCUUUGCUAUGCAGCUUUUCUAUAUUAUGUGAGCUUUUAGGGAUUUCCAAGGUGCUAUUUGAACUGACACUGUCCUGUUAGCUAGCAGACUGUAGACUUUGGUUUGGCUAGGCACGUCUAGUGCCCCCUCUCCUUCUGCUUUUCUAGGAGAGGACUUUGUACGCUUUUCUGUAUAGCCUAGUACCUAUUGUCUGGUGUUGAAAAUGGUGUGAGUUUAUAUUGACUGUUUUUCUAAGUGUCGGCUUGUUUUGUUGAAUUAUAAUGUACUAUUGCUUUGCUAACUGCACUAAUGACAAAAGUUAGAUGUUGAAUUGUUGAUCUAUGAUAAAUGAGUGUGAUUAGUAGUGCUACAAUUUUCACGAAGCAAGGGGAAGCUACUCUUUCCUAAGGCUGGAAACCGUUUUUGGAGAAAAUAAAAAAGGAACCUUCGUAAAUGUAUUGGUCACAAACUUAAAAUCCCUCCUCAUCUGCUUCAUACAUGAAGGACAAUUGUUCUGUCAAACAAUCUGCGCUGCACUACUAUUCAGUCUGUACAGAAUUACAAAUGUUAACGAGUAGGAUCGCAUUUAUUAGAGCUUCUGACGCUCAGUGCUGAUUAGUUUUGUAUACUUUAAACUCAUUAAAUGUUCAUUCCUUUGAAUAACAUGA
Coregonus clupeaformis (lake whitefish) is the source of this 4155-nucleotide messenger RNA. RefSeq names its product ankyrin repeat domain-containing protein 10. Gene Ontology annotation, molecular function: protein binding. Lineage: Eukaryota; Metazoa; Chordata; Actinopteri; Salmoniformes; Salmonidae. The coding region runs from base 1609 to 2616 and encodes 335 amino acids. The record is from RefSeq and is a predicted model, not a curated record. The transcript is spliced from 5 exons.